Molecule: messenger RNA, 1274 nt
Organism: Gadus chalcogrammus (walleye pollock)
Lineage: Eukaryota; Metazoa; Chordata; Actinopteri; Gadiformes; Gadidae
Exons: 2
Coding region: 105-1274 (389 amino acids)
Source: RefSeq, a predicted model, not a curated record
UACGUUUUUAUGAUGGGUCAUAAACAUAGUUUAAAAAGGAGGCGACGGCUGCUGUAGGGUUCCCCGCAUUCAUCAAGUUGUCUGCAGUGUUCUUUUCAUUCGACAUGGACUGCUCAUCAGAAGAAACCCAUAGAUCAGAUAGUCCUUAUUGGGUGUAUAGGGGCCCUAGUACCCCGUCGCCAUCGUCUUCCCCCGCCAUGGACGACUCUGUGUCGAGCAAUGAGGACAUUGAAAACCAGAUGCCUGAUGGUAUGUCCAACGCUAGUACGCCAGUGUCUAACUAUGUCGAUAGUUGUGGAGAUGCGGUACUGCUUAAUGCUCCACUCAAAAGAACGAGGCCUGUUUUAGGCUUGAGGGACCGGAGUGCCGGGGAUUCAUUCACCCACGUUGGCGAAUACGGCUUGGAGUAUGUAAUAUCAUGGGUCGAUGGCUGUGUUAUUUUGAAAGCUAGAGAUUGUGCUACAGAGUGGCGGAUGAACGUUCACGAGUGGAAUUUUUUCUUUGAGAAUUUAUGCCCCAUGCUAGACGGUGACGAGGGUACAUGGCAUGGGGGACCCCAUGUAUACCAUUGGACCUUUCAGUAUGAACCGAGGAUUCAACAUCGUUUGGAAUGCGCCUUUCAGCAUGAAUCGAGGAUUCAUUGCAUGGGGGCAAACUAUCAUACGAAGAGCCCACAGGAUUUCAUUUUUUUCAGAUGUGGCGUUGAUACACACGAGCUACCACAGUGCGGUGAUAUGCAUUGCAUCGGUUGCUCUCCUCUACGCACCAGUGUUUUAGAAGCUGCUGUUUAUUUUGAUAAUGUCUUUUUCAUGCAGUGGGCUGAUCUGUCUGCACUACGUGGAAUUUUUGCAGAGAUUGAUUCUAUGGCUAAGACGGAUGAAGAACCAUGGAACACAACUGCUGAUGAAUGCCGAAUGUGCCUGUUUGAGUCGUCUGGGUUUGAUGAGGGGGCACAUGCACAGGUCAAUGAUGAACAUGUGGAAGGUGGGGGUGUGGCUAUGGAGACUGCUGAUUUAAAGGCUGUACAACCCGGACCCCACUGGCUUCACGAGUAUGCCGUCUAUCUGACCGGAUUGAAUCUGACCUUCCUACACACCGGCGAGGACAGUGAGCUGGAGGUGGACACAGCUAUGAGAGAUGACGGAUGGCCUGUAUCAACACAGAUCCGUUUAAAACCCUCCAUCGCUGGCUGUUCUGCGAUUUACCACGGGGCUCUGUGUGGUAGCCAUCAUCAGCCAUCAGAAGCAAGCGGUCUGCUGGGGAUGCCAGUGUGA